Molecule: messenger RNA, 2316 nt
Organism: Ipomoea nil (Japanese morning glory)
Lineage: Eukaryota; Viridiplantae; Streptophyta; Magnoliopsida; Solanales; Convolvulaceae
Product: protein CYPRO4-like
Exons: 3
Coding region: 227-2128 (633 amino acids)
Cellular component (GO): nucleus; cytoplasm
Molecular function (GO): protein binding
Source: RefSeq, a predicted model, not a curated record
CAAUAGACAUGAACAGCGCAGCACAGGCGCCGCGCCGCACCUCCUUUACUUCAUAACGAAGCUCCACGUGUCGGCGGCUGACAACCGCCAACCACCGUAGGCGGCAAACUUAUGCACCAAAUGCUCCAUUUUCAGUGUUAAAGAAUAGACAAUUCCGACGUAUACUUGACUACUAUUACUGGUUGAUUAUAAACAUUAGUCAAACACUUAGUGAUCGCGUUGAAGGAUGGGAGCUUCACAGAGUCGCGAAGGUCUCGAACUCUCUGAUGAUUCAGACUAUGAGGAGGAGGAGGAGGAGGAGGAGGAGAAUGGAAGCCAAGGAGAUUGCCGAGACGCAGCAGAGGAUCAAUCACCAAAUAAGGCUCCGCAGGUCAGUAGCAAAACCCUAGACGAGGUUGAUGCAAAGUUGAAAGCUCUAAAGCUGAAACAACAUUCAGCUGAAACCCCUGGCAGUCUCCAGAAUGCCGUGAAACUAUACUUGCAUAUCGGUGGAAACACUCCGAAAGCGAAAUGGAUUAUUAGUGAAAAGCUCACGUCUUAUGAAUAUGUGAAAGGCUUGAAAGUAGGCGAUGAUGAAGAUUCUAAUAGUGGAGAUGAGGGGUUUUGGGUGUUGAAGGUGGGGAAGAAGGUAAGGGUUAAGGUUUCAACCGAUAUGCAGUUGAAGAUGUUUGGGGAGCAGAGGAGGGUUGAUUUCGUGGAUAAUGGAGUUUGGGCAUUGAAGUUUUUUGGCAAUGAUGACUAUCGAAAUUUUGUGUCUAAGUUUCAGGAUUGCUUGUUUGAGAAUGUGUACGGGAUGAAGGCUACAGAGGCUAAUAAAUUGAAGGUUUAUGGGAAGGAUUUUGUUGGGUGGUUCAAGCCAGAGGAAUCAGAUGAUGCUAUCUGGGAGGAUGUGGAUGCAGGGAUAUGGAAGAGUCCAGGGAAGAGUACUGUGAUGCCUAUGAGGGCUAGUCAGGAUCUGCUGGAAGAGUUUGAAGAGGCUGCCACUGGUGAUGGGGUACAAAGCUUGGCCUUGGGGGCUUUGGACAACAGUUUUCUUGUGAAUGAUUCUGGGGUUCAGGUUGUGAAGAAUUUCAGCCAUGGAAUUCAUGGAAAAGGUGUUUAUGUGAAAUUUGAAGAUAGAGUUAGAAAGGAUAGCUCAACACCCAAGAAAACUCUUUUAAUGCGAGGGGAGACUAAUAUGAUGUUAAUGAGUCCUUCAAAAGAAGGGAAGCCUCAUUCAACUGGCCUUCAUCAAUUGGAUAUUGAGACUGGGAAGGUUGUUAGUGAAUGGAAGUUUGAGAAGGAUGGGGCAGAGAUUACAAUGAGAGACAUUUCAAAUGAUACGAAGGGAUCACAAUUGGACCCUUCUGCAUCGACGUUCUUGGGGUUGGAUGACAAUAGGCUUUGCCAAUGGGAUAUGCGUGAUAAAAAGGGAAUGGUACAGACACUAGCCAAUACAAGCUCACCUGUCUUGCAUUGGACACAGGGCCACCAAUUUUCUAGAGGAACAAACUUUCAAUGCUUUGCAACUACUGGGGAUGGAUCCAUAGUUGUUGGCUCACGUGAUGGAAAGAUCCGUCUAUAUUCUAAGACUUCAAUGAGGCAGGCAAAGACUGCUUUUCCUGGGCUUGGUUCACCUAUUACUCAUGUUGAUGUUACUUAUGAUGGCAAGUGGAUUUUGGGCACAACAGAUACAUAUUUGGUCCUAAUAUGUACUUUGUUUACUGAUAAGGAUGGAAAAAUGAAAACCGGUUUUACUGCUCGGAUGGGGAAUAAAAUUCCAGCUCCAAGAUUACUGAAGCUGGCUCCCGUGGAUGCACAUUUGGCUGGACAAAACAACAAGUUCCAUGGUGGCCAUUUCUCUUGGGUUACUGAAAGUGGAAAACAGGAACGCCACUUGGUUGCAACAGUUGGCAAAUUUAGCGUGAUAUGGAGUUUCCAGCAGGUGAAGGACAGUGCACACGGCUGCUAUCAGGAUCAGCAAGGGCUCAAGAGUUGCUAUUGUUACAAGAUAGUGUUGAAGGACGAGUCCAUUGUCGAGAGUCGGUUCAUGCAUGACAAAUUUGCAAUAAGCAACUCUCCUGAAGCUCCAUUGGUAGUGGCAACCCCUAUGAAGGUUACUUCCUUCAGCAUGUCCAGCAGGCGGUGAAAUUUUGGAUUUUGUAGCUACUAGCUCAUAGUCUGUUUAUAAGCAUGCAUUUGAGCUGUUGUUAGUGCCCUUCCGUUGUCAUUUUUUUCCACGGUAUCUGACAGUUUUGCCGUGUCAAAUGGACAAUUUGGUUCUUCCACUACUUGUUAAUCAUUUGUGAGCUUAGUUCAUUGCUGAUCUAUUCUAAA